AUGGGUUCAAGAUCCAGUAGCAAGUCCUCUAGCUCGUCCACGAAUUCCGUCAACAAUCAAGUCUCACCCGAUGAUCCGCUAAGCUCACAAGCAUAUGAAACCUCCGAAAACAGGCCUUCCAGCUCCACCGCCCCUGCAUGGGCACUUUGGGGCGGUAAAAGCGGGGGUGUCAGUAAUGAAACUAAUAACAGAGGUGCAUCUGACGGUACUGAGGCUCCUAAAAAGACCGCUGUUGAUACUAACCAUGGGAACAACGAAUCUGGGUGGUGGAAAAAGUCGUCGAUCAGCUCUCUACGGGCAUUCUCAAGAAGUGACAGUGGCACCAAUCUGGACACGAAGGAAGAUUCCACCACAACAACGACGAAGAAUGCAGGAGCAGCUGAACUGUCAGGCUUGUCUGAACCUAGAAGGAGAGCAUGGUCGUUUUGGAAUCGGAAAAGUGCAGAAAACGAGGAGAACACUGCAGCAGCAGAAGUGAUCGAUUCCCCGACAAAUAGUACCGCUGCUAUCAAGCCUAUUAUAAAUGAGUUGAUCAUGGGAGGUUCGAAUGAUGCCAUUCUGUUUAAAAAGAAGUCUAAAGACGAAACAGCUACUGAGCAAAACUUAGAAAACGAGAAUGAAGAACAGGGCCAUUUGCAGAACAUAUUAACGCCUGCGUUUGAAAUAUUACCGCAGCUCACCACUAUGAAUUCCCUGUAUUCGAACAUGGGAAAAUAUGGCCGCAAGUGGCACUUGUUGUCUGCUAACACGCUCAAGCCAAAAUCGUUGUACCGGAGAAAGGCCGCUACUACACUGUCCUCCUUGAAAACCGGGGACGAAAAGCCCAUCAAGGUGCUCUUAAUCGGAAUCCAUGGCUUUUUCCCAACUAGAAUGAUACGACCAUUGAUAGGCGAACCGACCGGCACGUCUACUAAGUUUAUCACGGAGGCCGAAAAAGCUGUCAUUCGUUGGUUCCGCGACCAAAACACUCCGUUGGAAAUAAGUAAAAUAGCGCUGGAACGUGAAGGGAAAGUAAUGGACCGUGUCGAGUUUUUCCUGGACGUGAUCAAGAAAUGGGUCGAUGAGAUUAAUAAGGCCGAUUUCAUAUAUUUCGUGGCACAUUCCCAAGGAUGCCCAGUAUCUAUCAUUUUGCUGGCAAAGUUGAUAGAACAGGGAAUAAUUCAAUUAGAUCAAACUGAUCAAGGACCACAGGAUCAGGACACCAAAACGUUGAAGCUAGCCAAAAAGAAAGUUGUCAGCAUUUUAGCAAUGGCAGGCGUCAACAACGGUCCAUUUUACGGGGUCGAUCAAACUUUAUUUGUCAGGGCCUACUCCACAAUUGAGAACGAUUCUCUGAGGGAGCUUUUCCAAUUCCAAGAUUUUGAUUCCGUUCUGGCGAGAAAAUACAUUCAAAGUCUUAAGAUCAUCAUAGCGAGCAACGUUAAGGUCACAUUUGUAGGCUCCAUCAAUGAUCAGCUGGUACCGCUUUAUUCGUCGACUUGCUUAUUUGCCCGCCAUCCAAACAUUUUCAGGGCCACCUUCAUCGAUAAAGACACUAAAACUCCGGCUUUCAUUUCCCGCAUCGUCGGGAUCGCAAAUCAGCUCAAUAACCUAGGUUUUGAUGACCACGGAAUAAUCAAAGAGAUAAGUGGCUCUUUGGCGGGUACAUUAACUGGUGGUGGUCACUCCAAAAUUUACAAUGAGGGACAAGUUUAUGAUCUAGGAAUAAAGUUCGCUCUUGAGACAUCGGACGCGUCUGAAGAUCAAGCUGUCAAAUACGAGACGUACCAAGUGGACGAGUUGGGUUCAAAUCCUUAUCAUUUGCCGUGGUGCAUGAGAGGAUUAUUGUUCGAAACGGGGGUCCAUAUUGGUCGAGAACAAAUAUCCGAUUUGUUUCGAGAGUUUGAAGCGUGGGACCCUGAGACAAAAUUGUUAAAAGACGUCAAAUACAGGCUAAGCGGGCUCAGAUCGAAGCUUUGA
Messenger RNA from Lachancea meyersii CBS 8951, 1959 nucleotides. Lineage: Eukaryota; Fungi; Ascomycota; Saccharomycetes; Saccharomycetales; Saccharomycetaceae. The record is from the annotation of a GenBank genome assembly.